Molecule: messenger RNA, 4068 nt
Organism: Sebastes umbrosus (honeycomb rockfish)
Lineage: Eukaryota; Metazoa; Chordata; Actinopteri; Perciformes; Sebastidae
Gene: uba2
Product: ubiquitin-like modifier activating enzyme 2
Exons: 17
Coding region: 186-2138 (650 amino acids)
Biological process (GO): protein sumoylation
Cellular component (GO): cytoplasm; SUMO activating enzyme complex
Molecular function (GO): SUMO activating enzyme activity
Source: RefSeq, a predicted model, not a curated record
GUCCAGCAGAGGGCCCUAAUGCGACAGAGAAGCGCCUCCGAGUCCUCCAGUAGAAGAAGAAGAGUAAGCCGGACGUAGGCGGAACCUGGGUUCCGUAGAAGACGAAGAAGAAGAAGCUAGCCGCUAGCCUCUCGGUGCUGCAGGUUCUGUCUCUGGUUCUGGUUGUGUGUCUCUAGCCGUCAAACAUGGUCCAGUUGGUGGGUCCCCUCCGUAAAGAGCUGUCUGCCUCGCUCUCCAGCUGCUCGGUGCUGGUGGUCGGAGCUGGAGGGAUCGGCUGCGAGCUGCUGAAGAACCUCGUCCUCACCGGCUUCCACAACAUCCAACUGAUUGACUUGGACACAAUUGAUGUGAGCAACCUGAACCGCCAGUUCCUCUUUCAGAAGAAGCAUGUUGGCAAGUCUAAAGCACAGGUGGCCAAGGAGAGCGCCUUGCAGUUUUGUCCCACUGCAAAUAUCACUGCCUACCAUGACAGCAUCAUGAACCCCGACUAUAACGUGGAGUUCUUCAGAAAGUUCAUGCUGGUGAUGAAUGCGCUGGAUAACCGAGCGGCCCGUAACCAUGUGAACAGGAUGUGUUUGGCAGCAGACAUCCCUCUGAUAGAGAGUGGCACUGCUGGAUACCUGGGACAAGUCACAGUGAUCAAGAAGGGAAUGACUGAGUGCUACGAGUGCCAACCUAAGCCCACCCAGAAGACCUUCCCAGGAUGCACCAUCAGAAACACACCGUCCGAGCCCAUUCACUGCAUUGUCUGGGCCAAGUAUCUCUUCAAUCAACUAUUUGGAGAAGAGGAUGCAGAUCAGGAGGUGUCACCCGACACAGCGGACCCAGAGGCUGCAUGGAAACCCGAAGACACAGCAACUCGCGCCACGGCCUCAGAAAAGGACGGGGACAUAAAGCGAGUCUCCACUAAAGAAUGGGCCCGCUCCACCGGAUACGACUCUGUCAAACUAUUCAACAAGCUUUUCAAAGAUGACAUCAUGUACCUGCUGACCAUGGACAAGCUGUGGAAGAAGAGGAAAGCUCCCACACCUCUGGACUGGCAGCAGCUAGAGAACAUUGCAUGUCCUCAGGAGGAGUCUGUGGGUUCAGGUUUGAAGGACCAGCAGGUUCUGGGUGUUUGGGGUCUCUGCAAGCUGUUCCAGCACAGCGUGGAGACUCUCCGCUCACAGCUGCAGGAGAAGGGAGAAGGAGCCGAGCUGGUGUGGGACAAGGAUGACACCCCAGCCAUGGACUUCGUUACUGCAGCAUCCAACCUACGUAUGCACAUCUUUAGCAUGAACAUGAAGAGUCGCUUUGAUGUAAAAUCCAUGGCUGGUAACAUCAUUCCAGCUAUCGCUACAACCAAUGCUGUCAUCGCUGGACUCAUUGUGCUGGAGGGGUUGAAGAUCCUGUCUGGGGAAAUGGAAUCCUGUCGCACGAUCUUCCUGAACAAGUGUCCCAACGUCAGGAAGAAGCUGCUGGUCCCAUGUAUCCUGGACCCGCCCAGCGCCAACUGCUACGUCUGCGUCAGCAAACCUGAAGUCACGGUCAAACUCAACGUCCACAAAACCACGGUCCUCACUCUGCAGGACAGGAUCCUGAAGGAGAGAUUUGGCAUGGUGGCUCCAGAUGUUCAGAUAGAGGAUGGAAAAGGGACCAUCCUCAUCUCCUCAGAGGAAGGAGAGACAGAAACUAACAACAGCAAAUUCCUUGCUGAUUUUGGGAUCCGUAACGGCAGCCGUCUCCAAGUUGAUGACUUCCUCCAAGACUACACACUCCUCGUUAAUGUCCUGCACACUGAGGAACUAGAGCGGGAUGUGGAGUUUGAGGUAGUAGGCGAGGCCCCAGACAAAGCUCCGCCCCCUCAGGCUAACCAGGAAGAGGCUAACAGCAUCACCAACGGCAACAAGGACUCCGCCCAGCCAUCCACCUCUUCUAAAGCUGCAGCAGGGGACGAUGACGUCAUGAUCGUUGACUCUGAUGAGGAGGAAGGGGCGUCGUCUGGCUCUGCAACAGCAGCAGCAGCGACCAGCGGCAGCAAGAGGAAGCACCCAGACGCAGAAACUGGCGAGACCUCCACCAAGCGCCCACGGACGGACCAAUCAAGCGCUUCAGCUGACGAUGACAAUGAUGACGAUGACAUCAUCGCUCUGGACUAACCCCUCCUCCCUGGUUUCCCGAAGGACGCUUUGAACGAUUAUCAUUUUGACUCAAGACUGACAGUAGGUUUGAAUAAAACGCCUCUUUUAUGAAGAACAAUUUACUGCCCCGGUUCGUCUAUCGUCACUUCCUCCCCCCAACUCCGUGUUUGUGCUUUCAUACUCCCUCUGCUCCGACAUGAUGCUGUAAAUAGAUUCUACAUUUUAAAAAGUUUUGAAAAAUACACACAACUUUUUUUUGUUAUUGUUAUUCAUUUCUGGUCCCUAUAAGAUGCUUCUCUUCAUGGUAAAAAAAAAAAAAAAAAAAUGUUUUUUUUUGUAUUUUUUAUAAUGUAUUUCUCAUGCUACACAAGUCAGGGUGUUUUUGUGCUUUGUGGUCAGGUAACAAAAGAUUUAAAAACCAAAACAUUUUCUUUGGGUUGUAAUAUAGAUCUCAGUCGUUGUGACGGUAACUGACAGACCCAGGAGUCUGCAGCUUGUGGUACUCUAACCAGCGUGUCUGUUGAUGUCUGUGAUCGGGUUGGUAAAGCACAGAGGAACUGAUGGAGAGUCUGGCCACGUUGUGCCACGGGGGGGGGAUGUUAGUUUGCUACCUCUUUUCUAGAACUAAUUGCUUAUUGGUAACCAUGCCCUCCAUAACACCGCCACAGCGAGGCAUCCAGCUCUUAGAGGAUGGAAAAAAGUGAAUCAGAAACAGCCAUGGAGCAGCACAGUGACGCUAAUAUACAUCAGACCGGCACGUAUGGGUACUUCGCAAACCGUCAUGGCCAGCCCCCUUUUGGGGGAUAAAAACCCAAAGAUCCCAUAGACUUCAAUGCAAUUUGACAUGUUUGGAUGUAAUUUUGAUAAGUUUGUACGCAUUAAUCUCUUUAUACAAACGUUUGUUUUAUACACGUCUAAUAAUUAUUUUGCAAUAGACAACUGUUUGAUCUAUGGGCUGAGAUUUAGUUCACAACAACUCUUCGGCAUUAACUAGGGAUGUCCUGAAUACCAUUUGUUUGGGCUUCAAAGCUUCCGUGAGAAAUAUUCGAAGGUAUUCGAAGCUUCGCAGAGCAGCGCGGAGUGGCAGACUGACAUGUUCUUCUGUCUCCAUCUCCCCUGUUUCAGUGCAGCUGCUGCACUACUGCACACACACACACCUCUACACGCAACAAACAGCGAUAUCCAUCUGAGAUUAACUGAUGAUAAUUAAUGUUGUAUAUGAAUAAUGUUGGAUUAUUCCUUAUUUCAUGGGCUAUUUGGGGAUUUAUACAUUACUAUUAAAUACUUAAAUAUAUAUAAAAAACAAAUAAAAAAACAAAGCAUUCGAAUACUGAUUUUGAACUUGAAUACCAUGGCAACAAUCAAAGCUUCGAAGCAUUCGAGUCAGCCCUAGACAUAACGUUAUUACUAUUACUAGUUUGUUUAAAGGGAAAGUUUGGAUACAUGUUUCAAUUUCUUCUGUUCGGUCAUGCGAGCCUACUCUGGAUGACAUAUUGCCGGUCUGAUGUAUGACUCCCUGUGAAACUGCCCUGUAUCCUAAAGGCUCUGGCUAAGCACAAGCGGCUUAGAUCCAGGGUGGUAGUAGUUUAAUGUUAACAUGUUACAGUCGUCUUUUAUUAGCAUGACUUGGUUGUGUUUGAAGUUAAUUUGUUUAGACGACUAAAGACAGAACCAGAGAUGGAGUAGAGGUUUGACCAGAACCAGUCAUUGUUUUUCGUACUGCAGAGGUUAAUCUGAUGGCAGUGGAGUCCUGCACUGAAAUAACGUAAGAGCCUCUUGCACAAAGUGUACUGUAGCGGUUGAGCUCCUGCUGUCUUCUCCGGUGUAACUCCUGUGUCAGUGUCCAUAGUUUCAUAUUUCAUUGUGAUCUGACUUGUAGUUGAGAGGCUAUGGGAGCCCUUUGGACCAAUUUGGUGAAGACAAUAAACUCAACAAAUGCUGAGCUUCU